AUGGAGUCAGUGCCUGCAUCCAGCUUCAGAACUGCCCUGAAUGACAUCAUGGAACCAAACCCAACAAACAUAACACAAGUUGUCUGUACAUUUUCACAACUUCCGGCCUAUAAUUUUUUUAUAUUUGCAUACUCACUAGUGUUUCUUGUCAGUCUUGCACUGAAUUGCCUCACAAUACGAGUGUAUUUCUGCACCAGUCUACAAGUCCAGUCCAGUAUCACAGUCUACCUGAAGAACCUAGUUGUAACAGACUUCUUCCUCUGCCUCUCUUUACCUGUGCGCAUUGCUACUUAUUCCAACUAUUCAGUGACCAUGUACAACAUUUUCUGCAGCUUUGGAGCAACAGCCUUCUAUGUAAACAUGUAUGCAAGUAUUCUCUUCAUGGGAUUUAUUGCAGCAAACAGGUACUUAGGGAUUGUCCGGCCAUUUGAGGCUCACUCUCUACAGACAAUUCAUGCAGCUCGCUACAUUUCCACAGCAUCUUGGCUACUCCUGUUAUCCAUUGCCUCCAUCUACUUAACUCUCUUUCUCCAGACCUCCUGGGGCAACGAUAACAGGUCUGAAGAAAUUAGCUGUGAGUCCAUGCACAGUCCUCAGUUUUGGAUAACCUACAAAAUCAUCCACUGUUUUCUCAUUGUGUUUUUUAUUUCUGUGCUCAUAUCUCUUAUUCUUCUAUACUGGAGGACUCUGAAAAUGCUCAGAGAAGCUCAGUUGUCCACACAGGCCAUGACCAGUAACCAUUUAUUCAGCAAGUCAAAACGUAACAUGCUAGUGCUAGUGGGGGUUUUCUGUGUGUGCUUCGUUCCCUAUCACCUGAUCAGACUGACUCACAUGUUCAUCAAACCCUUACUGCAUGACUGUACAAUAGCACAGGUGUUCUACAUCCUGAAGGAAGUGACUGUACUGCUUGCAGUACUAAAUGCCUGUCUGGAUCCACUUAUUUACUUUCUCUUUUGCAAGGCAUUCAGAGCCCAGUUUUACUUCUGGAGAUGAUUUUGCCAACCUGACAGUGAACGAGGACUAAAUGGGUGAUAAAGGAGA
This is a messenger RNA of Myxocyprinus asiaticus (Chinese sucker), 1041 nucleotides long. Its product is annotated as P2Y purinoceptor 14-like. The record is from RefSeq and is a predicted model, not a curated record. Bases 1 to 993 code for a protein of 330 amino acids. Gene Ontology annotation, cellular component: membrane. The transcript has 2 exons. Gene Ontology annotation, molecular function: G protein-coupled purinergic nucleotide receptor activity. NCBI's taxonomy places the organism in Eukaryota, Metazoa, Chordata, Actinopteri, Cypriniformes, Catostomidae. Gene Ontology annotation, biological process: G protein-coupled receptor signaling pathway.